AUGUCCAUCGUCGAGGACGAGGAGGCGGCGGCGGACGGCGCCGAGGUCCUGUCGGCGCUCGGGGACCUCGUCGAGAAGAAGGGCGGCGACCGCGAGGCCGUCGUCGACGGUUGGGCCGUGCGCGCGCGCGUGCGGCCCGGCGACGGCCGCGUCGAGCACGUCUACGUCGACCCCGCCGGGAAGCGGCACCGGUCGCGCAACGAGGUGCUCCGGUGCCUCGGCCUCCUCGCGCCGACGCCGGCGAAGCGCGCGCGCGACGAGGCCGCGGGCGCUCCCGAGGCCGCCGGCGACCCCGCGCCGCCCGCGGCCCCGCCGCCGGAGAAGCGGCCGCGCGCGAAGAACCCGGACAUCGACCUCGCGGCCUUUGG
Aureococcus anophagefferens is the source of this 368-nucleotide messenger RNA. RefSeq lists its product as hypothetical. The transcript has a single exon. The annotation marks the transcript as partial. Lineage: Eukaryota; Pelagophyceae; Pelagomonadales; Pelagomonadaceae. The record is from RefSeq and is a predicted model, not a curated record. Gene Ontology annotation, molecular function: DNA binding.